Molecule: messenger RNA, 4563 nt
Organism: Heterocephalus glaber (naked mole-rat)
Lineage: Eukaryota; Metazoa; Chordata; Mammalia; Rodentia; Bathyergidae
Source: RefSeq, a predicted model, not a curated record
AAUCCUAGUUAUUUUAUUUCAGAGGCUGAGGCAGAAGGGUUACAAUUUGGUGAGACCCUGUCUCAAAACACAACACAACAAAACAAACAAACAGCAAACAGAGAACCUUUUUAGAGAUGAAACCAGGGUGACAGGAGCAUGGCUGUGCCUCAAGCUUUUCCAGUGGGCCCCCUUCCUGAGCCUGCAGGUGCCCUGAUGGAAGCCCAGCCCUGUGCUCAAAAUUUGGCUGAGGGCUUCCUGGAAGAGGAGCUUCGGCUUAAUGUGGAGCUGAGCCAACUGCACUUUUCACAGCCUGUGGGCCUCAUCUACAAUCCUGUGGAUUAUGCAUGGGAGCCACAUAGAAGCUAUGUGACUCGCUAUUGCCAGGGCCCCAAAGAAGUGCUCUUCCUAGGCAUGAACCCGGGACCUUUUGGCAUGGCCCAGACUGGGGUGCCCUUUGGGGAAGUGAGUGUGGUCCGAGACUGGUUGGGCAUUGGGGGGCCUGUGCUGACUCCGGCCCAAGAGCACCCUAAGCGACCGGUGCUGGGACUACAGUGCCCACAGUCAGAGAUCUGGAAUCUUUUUGGAAACCAACUCUGCCCCAUCUUCUGGUGCCAGAACAGAAAUGUAGAGCCAUUUCUGGACAGCCACACAGCAAAGCAGCGAGAAGCUGGGAAGCCCCCUGUCCGGAUCCUCUUCUCUUCUCUGGGUGUGAUCACAGAGAAAAGGGUGGGAUUGGGGAGAGCUGGGAGAAGACCCCGCCCAGCCAGCCCAGAUCCAAAUGUGCACGUGAUGGAACUGUCUGCACAGCCAAGGACCCCUCCCUCCCGAGGAGAAAAUCCCACAACUGGGGAACAUCUGGAUCAAACCACAGCCAUGAAAGCACAACAUCAAACGAGGGUUUCUGAGCAACCCUCCCAACAGGCCCUGGUCCAAGAGAAAAUGCAGAUCUUCCUGCUUGAAGCUUUUAAGUGUCACAGAACCCCUGAGUUUGGGAUCUCUCCUUAUUCACAGGAGACAGAUGUCCCGAGUGAGGAUGGUUGGGUUUGAUUACCCCCAGUGGGAGAGGAUAUUGUGUGACCCGGUCCUGGCUGUGCUGGGGUGGGGGUAGCCUGGGACUUAAAGCUGUGAUCAGGGGCUCUGGCAGUUCGGGUGGCGGGGAGGGAGGGUGUGGGUGUGGGGUAUGCUGGGGAGCAAGGGGACAGGUGAGCCUUUUAAAACGUGCCUACAUCAAAGGGUUCAGUACGCUCCCUUCCCAGCUCUGGCGCCUCUGGGGGGAAGGAAAGCGGUGAUUUCACCACAUAACUGCACGUAGGGCGGAUCUCGGCCUGAGAACUUCUGGGGAAUGUGCAGAGGGGAGGGUGCUCCCCAGAGGGGAGGAAAGGGCAAGGGGGUUUCUCAUUUCCAAAAUAGCCUACCCAGGCCAAGGAAAAUUGGGCCAUAUGCUGCUUCCCUCCUACUCUACACCCAGUGGAGGCAGAGCUGGAGGGGAGGGUGCAUUUUUCCAAGGUGGGGGAGGAUGGAGCAGCUGCUGCAGGGGGAUGUUGGGAGCUGGAUCAGGGGUGGAGAACUGGGGGGAAGCAGGACCAUCUUCUCAAAAGGCAGAAAAGGGGAAAGCUGCAGAGUAUGUGAGUUCUGGGAGCCUGAAGGCUAGCCCCUGCACGCUCCCCAGGCUUUGGCCAGUCUCAGUCAACACCAUGCUUGGGACACCUGGACAUCAUGCUGGUGGGGGAUGGAUGGUGGGAGAGGUGGGCCAGGGAGGUACCUCAGAUCCUGCUGGAAUUGCAGUUCAGAUUUGGAUCGAGUGGGCUGGAUGUCGGCACCUCACUGUGACCUUGGUGUAAGAAGCCAGUGGUUUAUUUUUGGGAUGGAAGAUGACCUUGGUCAGGGCAGAAGAGAAGAAGGGCAUAUCAUUUUUUUUCUUUGGUACCGGGUAUUGAACUCAGGACCUUGCACUUUCAAGGCAGGCAGUGGAAAGGGCAUAUCUUUUUGCUUAACAGUUUACAUAUCUUAUUCUCCUUUAGGAAGCUGUCCCUGACUCAGAGAGCUUUAGGUGUGCACCUGGUGCUCCCCUGUGUGACCAGUAUUGUUCUUUUCACAUUGCCUUAUAAGGAUCUAUUUUAUAAUGGUUUCUUUCCCCAUCUAAACUGUCACAGCUUUGAAGGUAUUGGCCUUCCUUGUGCCCCUGUGCCAGCACAAUGCCUGGCAGAGUGUAGGCGCUCAGCGGUACUACUCGCUGCAGCUGGAGCCCAUUCUCCCAGAUUGAUGUUCUGGAGAAAGAGGAUGGCCCAUCUCAUCUCGUCUUGGAGUUUUGGGUGAGGACCCUGGUUGAUAGCAUUCUCUCCUGCCUCUGAAACUUAUUUUUCAUAAGGCUCACUUUUAUGGUUGGGUCUGGUAUUAUUUUAAGAUUUGUUUGUUUGUUUCGGUACCAGGGAUUGAACUCAGGACCUUGCACUUUCGAGAUAGGCACAGUGCCACUGAGCUAAAUUCCCGGCCCUAUUAUUUUAAGAUUUGGAGUGGAUAUGUCUUUUCUUGGUCCCAUGAGACCAUACUUGUUGGGGUCAGACUGCCCGGCAGGAGGGAAGAACUCAGUCAAAGUCAGUUGGUUGUGGACUAGCUGACCCUCUCCUUUAAGUGCUGGCGGCUCCAUCAUUGAUGUGUCAGCUUGUGUGGCUUCAUGUGGAGCUUGUGUGACUGAGAUUCUGUGCCCUGAUGAUCAGAGAUAUCCUGGCCUGCCCUCCCUCCCUCCCUCUUUUCUUUCUUUCUUUCUCUCUUUCUUUCUUUCUCUUUCUCUCCCCCGACCCCACUCUCGUGGUACUGAGGAUUGAACUCAGGGCCUUUGCACUGAGCUACAUCCCCAGGCUUUAAAAAAUUAUUUUUUUGAGAUACUGUCUUGUUAAGUUGUUAAGUUGCCCAUGCUGGGCCGAAACUUGUGAUCCUCUUCCCUCAGCCUCCCAGAAUGCUGAGAUGUCAGGCAUGUGCCUCCACAUUCGGCAGAGAUGUGUUGACUUAAUGGGUAGAAAAGGAGCUGUCUCGGAAAGCUAAAGACAUAGGGUCCUGGAUGGCUCUGCAAGCUGAGAGAAUGAGUGUUUGAGGGGGCAUUUUGGAGAAGACAUAGGCCAGUGAGUUUUAUUCAGUCUUUGGGAAACACAAGGAUGAAAGAGGUGGGGCAGUGGCAGAAGAACAUCCAGUGGAUAGACCGGGAAGACUGCAAGGAAGCGAUACAACUUUGCCUUGAGUGAGAACCCAAGUGUGAGGCUGGCAGGCCACAUACCUAAGAGGGUCCUGGGAAACUGUAAGCACUCAGGAUUGUGCCCACUGUCCAUUACCCGCCCACCCCCCCAUACACACUCUAGGCCAGAUGGGCUCUGAAGUUUCUCUGAUUUCUAGACCCAGCCCAGCCUCAGCCCCAGCAACAUCACCCAACACCAUGCUUGGGUCAAACCAGCUUUGUUCCAUACCCUGGGGGUCUGCCCUGGGGCUGGAGCUGCCUUUGAAGUGGAUGGAGAAAAGAUUGGUGGGCUGUGUGCUGAGCCUAGAUCUCCUCACUGUCAAGGAGAAGGGGAGGAUCUCCACUUUGAACCCUUUUCUAGGGGCUAAGGUGUUGACACCUUAGUUGUCAAAACUUGACUUUUCAUUUUUGGAAGUUGCCUGAGGCUGACUGAUUGACACCAAUCACUGCACUCCUGGGCCACAACUCUAGGUGGUGUCCUCCUCAUAGAAUUCCAUUUGCAAGAUGCCUCCUCUUCCUCUGAGAUGUAAGACAGCCUGCUGCCCUCACACCCUUUGGAGAUCAGGGUUCUGUUUAUAAGCCUGAACUGGUCAACCUGAGAACCAGCAAUACCGAGCAAGGUGAAGAGAUGGACAAAAUGAUCUCCUAAGUUAAGUCCGCAUGAGAACUGAGCACCAGGAAAUGGGAGCCGUCCCCUGGAACAACCGGUCCACAGAGCAGUGUGCAGUCGGACUAUCGUAAAACAAGCGAAAAGUUCAUCUAGGGAGAAAAGAGCACUGUCUUAAAGUCCCUAGAUGGAAAAGGAUAACAAUGCGGAAGUUAGCACGCAGUGAUAGCACUCGCUAAUGCGAGGUGAAUCAGAAUCAGUCUACUUUGCAGUCUUCGCAUUUGGGAUUCUCCGAAGCAGAAUGGCCUCGCUCUGUCAGUUACAUUUAUGCAUGGAAAUUAGCUGAAAUCAGAAAUGGGAUCCUGACCCAUUUCUGAGAGUCAGGAAUUUCUUUCCUUCUCUUUUUCUUCUUCUUAGGAAAGCUCAGUUCAUUGUUUAGGAUGAAAAAUAACAACCAGAUGAACGAAAGGAGAAUCAUCAGGAAUGAUAAAUAAUAUGCUCCAGAUGUGGCCAGAGGAAGCUGAGUCUAAGGAGCAUCACUGCCUCUGAGUAGUCACCUUGCAGGGAGCUCCCCUCAUCGCAGCAAGGCUGCACUGACAGUUUUUGCAGCUCCUCUUUUGCAAUUGUCUUCAGAGUAUAUGACUCUGUGUUUUUAAAAAUCUUUAUUGGCGCCUGCUCUGCAAACACAAGGACCGGAGUUCAAUCCCCAGUACCCAAAAAAAAAAAAAAAAAAAUCUUUAUUGGU